Molecule: messenger RNA, 876 nt
Organism: Rotaria socialis
Lineage: Eukaryota; Metazoa; Rotifera; Eurotatoria; Philodinida; Philodinidae
Source: the annotation of a GenBank genome assembly
AUGAUGCAGUUCCCUGCAACAGCAAAGGAGCAAGAUGUCCAUAUAAAUCGUGCACAAGCAGAAGUCGCACAUGCUAAAAUCAAUGAGAAACUCAUCGAUUCUUUCAAAGGAACUCUACAAGAACAAAACGUUCAAGCUAAUUCAACAGAGAUACCGAUCAGUAUUUACACACCUGUCGAUGUCAAUACGUCGAAGAUUGUGAUAUUUUUUCAUGGUGGAGGUUGGACAGUGUGUAAUCGAAAGACACAUCAAACUAUUGUCAAUAUGCUGGCUGAUGCUACGAAAACUGUUUGGAUUUCAGUGGAAUAUCGUCGUGGACCUGAGUAUCAAUUUCCUAUUUGGUGGAAUGAUUCUUAUGAAGUAACUCGUCAUAUUAUAGAAAAUAAACAGUCUUACGGUGUUGACUCAUCGGCUAAAGUAGGCUUGGCAGGUGACAGUGCUGGUGCUGCAUUGAGUGCAACAAUUUCUCGAAUACUAAACAAGAUUGAUUUUCAGAUUCUAGUCUACGGCAUAUAUGAUCUAUUACGAAGAGCACCUUCGUACAAAGAAUUCAUCCAACCUAUGUAUUUCCUCACACCGGAAACAUUAGACUGGUUGACAACAUCAUCAUUUAGUGAUAUGAAAGACUUGACUGAUUCUCGAGCUUCUGCUCUGGCCAGCUCUUCUUUCGAAGGUUUACCACCAUCUUUAUUUAUCGUUGCUGAACUUGAUCCAUUCGAGACGAUAGUUACGAAAGCUCUAGAUCAAGCUGGUGUAAAAACACAACUGGUCUUAAUCAAAGGUGUAGCUCAUGCAUUUUUCUCACUUCCAGGGUUCUUUCCGAAAUCCUGCGGUGAAGUGAACGGUAGUAUAAAAGAAUUUAUGGCUACAUCAUGA